AUGACCCUGGCCGGUACUACUAGAGUUAAAGGUGAAGUAUUAGCAUCAUAUAAUGAUUCAAUUCUAUCAACAUUACAAACUCAUAUUGCCUUAUUAAAAUUAUCAAGUCAAUCAUUAAAAAUGACAAAAUUAAAAAGUCAAAAUCUUCGUUUAGUUCUAUCAACAUUAACAACAGAUUAUGGAUUCGAAGAUAUUUAUGACAAUGUAUUAUUUAUUGAACAAUUAAAUACAAGAAGAUUCUCAUAUGAAAAUUUAUUUACUAGUUCAAUUGAUGGCUAUAACAAAAUUGUACGUACUUCAAUAUUAAAUGAUCGUAGUAAAUUUUUAAAUGAAAAUUUUUUAACAUUGAUUACACCAUGGCAAUUAAAAACAACAAAAAUUGCAUUAAAUAUUUUACGUUUUAUUGCUGCUAGUAAAAUUAAUCCACAAAAAUAUCGAAUGUUAUCAUAUGUUAAUCUUGAAAUAAUCUCACCUACAGUGAAUCAUAAUAAAACUCAUGUUUCUCAACUGCGGACUCUUCCAGAGAAAAUUUUGGCUUUAUCCAAGGCCGUUUCAGCUGCUGCCAAUGCUUGGAAAGAUAUUGUGACUGCAUUUAAAUCAAGUAGUUCUACUACAAUUACACGUAUUGUACGAUUUGAUUUUACCUAUUUUUCUCAGAAAUCAGCAGUUUUAAAAGAGAUUGAUAUAUCAGCUGAUAAAGCAACAGAAUUUAUUAAUGCAGUUAUUAUUGAUUAUAAUUUACUAUCAAAAGGUAGUUUUAUGCUUGGUUUAACAUAUUCCGAUGAUUUUUCUUGGGAUCGUAUUGAUUAUCUUUAUUCUCCAUCAAAUAAUGGAAAUUAUCGUUCUUUAACAUUGUUUAAAAAUGGUGAUAGUUUAACUAAUACUACUUCAUUUUUUAUUGUUGAUAUCAAUGCUGAUUAG
Rotaria sordida is the source of this 921-nucleotide messenger RNA. The record is from the annotation of a GenBank genome assembly. Lineage: Eukaryota; Metazoa; Rotifera; Eurotatoria; Philodinida; Philodinidae.